This is a messenger RNA of Dujonia railenensis, 1749 nucleotides long. The record is from the annotation of a GenBank genome assembly. Lineage: Eukaryota; Fungi; Ascomycota; Pichiomycetes; Serinales; Debaryomycetaceae.
AUGUCGGAGUUGUCACCGCUUAAUUCCAACAACCCAAUUACGUACGUUACCUCAAAUGGUAGUGUUGACGAGUCGGAGAUCGUCAACUAUAUCCAGAACCGUAGACAGUCGAUUGCUUCGUUCGGUCCAGAUGUUCCUACAGGGUUCGUACAUACCAGAAAUGCCGCUAGAAACCCAAGCGAGAGUGCUACGUCAGGUGUCGGGUUCACCAGUCUCAAAACAAUGAGAUCGCACGCUUCCAUGGCUAGACAUUCGGUUGUGGAAGUGUCAGAGGUUCUUUCACAGCACGGAGAUGUGCUCCCUGCAGAGCCAGAGACAACUUUUGGUACAGAGAUCACAUCAUUAAUUAAAUACUCGAUUCCGUUGAGUAUCACCUUUCUUUUACAGUACUCACUUACGGUUGCAUCUGUCUUCUCCGUGGGGAGAUUAGGGUCCACCGAGUUGGCAGCUGUCAGUCUUUCGUCCAUGACGGCCAACAUCUCAGGUUAUGCUAUAAUCCAAGGUGUUUCCACCUGUUUGGAUACUUUGUGUGCCCAGGCAUACGGAAGGAAGGACUACAAUACCCAUGGAUUGCAUUUUGUGAGAUGUACGUACCUCCUUUUCGUUUUAUAUGUCCCAAUGUUUAUCCUCUGGGUGUUUCUUUCCAAGCCAAUCUUGCUCGCAAUUGUGGGUGAUGAGGGGGACCAGAUUAAACUUUGCUCUUUGGCCUCAAAAUACUUACAAAUAUUGAGUUUGGGACUCCCCGGGUUCAUCCUUUUUGAAAAUGGGAAGCACUUCCUUCAAUGCCAGGGGAUCUUCCAUGCCUCCACCUAUGUGUUGUGUAUCUGUGCACCUUUGAACGCCUUUUUGAACUAUUUCCUUGUCUGGAAUCCGCACGUAGGUAUGGGCUUUAUUGGAGCUCCACUUUCGGUAGUCAUUACGAAUUGGUUGAUGUGUGCAAUGUUGUACUCUUAUAUUUUCUUUGUUAACGGGUACCAGUGCUGGCCAGAGGAGUCUAUUUUCAGUAAGAGAUGCUUCACUAACUGGCAAAAGAUCAUUGAUUUAUCUGUUCCUGGUGUUUUAAUGGUUGAAGCCGAAUGGCUAGCAUUCGAGAUUAUCACUUUUACUGCGUCAAAGUUCGGCACUGAGGUCUUAGCAGCCCAGUCGAUUAUUUCUACAACUUGUGUUUUAUGUUACCAAAUUCCCUUCGCUUUGUCUAUAGCAGCUUCUACUAGAGUUGCAUGGUACAUUGGGGCUGCAUCGAAAAAUGCUGCUAAGAUGGCUACUAACUCUGCAAUUUCACUCUCGUUGAUCGUUGGGAUAGUGAAUGGGACAUUUUUGCUUGUGUUCAGAGAAUGGCUUGCUUCCUUGUUCACCACAGACUCAAAGGUUAUUGAAUUGGCGCUGAAAGUUUUGAUAAUAGGUGCCGCUUAUCAAAUCAAUGAUUGUAUUUCAUGCUCUACUAAUGGGGUUUUACGUGGUCAAGGUAGACAAAAGAUAGGUGGCUACUUGAAUUUGUUUCUGUACUACUGCAUUGCCUUACCACUUGCCUUUGUGUUUGCAUUUUACUUUGAACUAGAACUUAUCGGUUUAUGGAUUGGGAUGAUCAUCGCCUUAUUUAUUGUAUCUUUAUUACAGUAUUACUUUGUAUUGGUGAGCGAUUGGGAUCAUAUUAUCACUGAAUGCAUCAAUGAAGGUAUAGAAGAAGGAGGAUUUACGAUUGAUGCACAUUCAUUGGUUCCCAGUAUGAGUAAUUCCCACAUUGUUUAA